Colletotrichum fioriniae is the source of this 1995-nucleotide messenger RNA. NCBI's taxonomy places the organism in Eukaryota, Fungi, Ascomycota, Sordariomycetes, Glomerellales, Glomerellaceae. The record is from RefSeq and is a predicted model, not a curated record.
AUGGACGCCGCCUCUUGGAACCCCCAGGACCCGGCCAUGGCACCAAGCCACGAUGAGGAGUUUCAGCAAUUCUUGGACUUGGGUGGGAUGGGGAACCUCAGCGAUGCGAUGCCUUUCGACUUCAACGACUAUCAGACUGGCAACGGGACCGGCAUCAUGCAUCAGCCUGGUCGCGAGCAGCUCGACACUCAGAUGGGAGGAACCGACACAUCCAUGCUCAUGGGAGCUACCACCUCUGCCAUGCAAGCGCAGCUUAUCAACAUGACAACGGCCGCCGCGCACCCUGCUAUACAGACUCAAAUGAUUCCCCCGUCGACGUCAACCGAUGCCAUUACUGAAAUCGACGCCCAGAUUCAGUACCUACAGCAGCAAAGGAUGCAACAGCAACAUCGCCAGAUACAAGAACAGCAGGUCGCAUACUACGCUAGCCAGACACACGCUGUUCCCCCUACACCCCAGAGUCUCGAAAUGCCGCCCGCCAGCAACCAGUUCUACUCAAACGACCAAAGCCAGACGCCCAUGUUUGGCAGCAGGUAUCAAAGGAUGAAGGAGCAGCAAGAUAUGGAAGCCGGCGGAUUCACAAUUCCAGGCGCAUACUUCAGCCCUCUUACCUCACCGGCAUUGCACGCGCAAAGCGAUCAGGGACUGCUUUACGACCGCCGAUCGUCCCUCUCAAACCACAAUUCACCAGCCGAGAUGGACAUUGAAACCACAACCACGCAACAGCCGGUGGUAGAUUUAUCAAAGAAGGCUCGCAAAACCAACGCCUCGAGAGCCAAGGCCAAAUCUAGUGUGCGACAGUCGCCGAUCUCAAAACCCCAGCGCAAAAAGGCAACGCCCACGCCGAAGAUGGUAUCACAGGCUCUCUCGGAGAUGCGCGAGGUGAACGAGGAUGGGUUGGAUCAGAUGCUUCCUUCGACGGCUCUGCCAGCCCCGAUGAGCAGCGAGGAGUCUGAAAAUGCGUCAGUGUCGCCUGAGAACCUGUCAGAUAUGCCCCCGCCGCCUCUUCCGCAACAGAAGCAAUCGAGCAAAUCACCCUUUAUCCAACCUCAACCUCAGCCCCAGCCUCAUCCUGCGAUUCCAGUUCACGUUCAAGGGAAGCCGUCUCCUGCCACCCCGGCUUCUCUCAUGAAGCUCCCUGCUUCCAGCGCAAACAACUCCGCCUCAUCAAAUCCUCUCGAUCUAGGCCCAUCAGACCACAUCGAAUCGUUCGAGUUGCCCGAGUCCGUAAACUUUUCUUCUUCAAAAACGAAACCCCCUAGACUGGACACAUCAACGCCGACUCAAUCGCCUUUGGACCCUGGCACGGCUACGGGUUCUUCCUUCCAGCCGCUCCCUUCCCCUGUAUUUGCCAAACCCACCGCUGCGGCGUCAGCGAGCGCGAGCCCGAACCUUGCUCCUGGGUCUUCAGGUCCAUCGGCGCGGAAAACGCCCAAACUGUUGGCCAGGGGAAGCCAAAGCAAGAGGGGAAGCGUGAGCUCGGUACACGUAUCGCCUGCGUUGCGGCCAAGAAUAUCUCCUAGCAUCAAGCCGCUUCUACCAGGAACCCCCGGUGGCAUGUCCGCCGAAGACACGGCAUCUCGUCUAUUAAUGUCAAAGUCCAACUACCAGAACAUCCUUGAGGGCAAUACCGUGCCCGGUGUGACGUAUCCCAGCGAACUGUCAACCAACCUCACAUCAAAACGCACUUCCCACAAGAUUGCGGAACAGGGCCGCCGCAACCGAAUCAACUCGGCGUUACAGGAGAUUGCGACGCUGCUACCGCAGCCGCCAAAGGAGACCAAGAGCGAAAGCGAAGAGAGGAAAGAAAGGGAAAAAGAGGCCAAGGCUGGAGGGGCGCCGAACAGCAAGGCCAGCACCGUUGAGCUGGCUAUUGAGUAUAUUAAGCAGCUCAAGCAGGAGGUUGCCGAUGCCAACAAGCGAGCCGAAGAGGCGGAGAAGAAGCUGGAGCUCAAGGAAAAGUCUCUGGAGCAGAAGGAGACGGUGAAGAGCUAG